Molecule: messenger RNA, 6042 nt
Organism: Chrysemys picta bellii (western painted turtle)
Lineage: Eukaryota; Metazoa; Chordata; Testudines; Emydidae
Source: RefSeq, a predicted model, not a curated record
AAGGUACCUUAUACGGAUACAGCUUAUUCCCCGUCCUGUAUGCAAAUAGUUAUGUGCUAUGUGUACAUUCACACUAGGGUCUUUGUACCAUUUUAACUCGACUGCAUGCAGUGCUCUUUUCUAGUGUAGACAAGGCCUGCGUGUCUCUGGGUCUCUGCUUUGUCAUCUGUAAAGUGGGGGAAAUAGAGCUGGCUGAGAAUUUUUGACCCAAACUUUAUUUUUUUGGUGCAAGAUGAAGAUUUGGAUCAGCUGAAACAUUUCACAAAUUUGCAUUGAGUUUGGCGAACCGUUUUGGUUUAAAAAAAAAAAGUCAAAACGUUUUGUUUGAACAUUUUCUUAACCAAAAAAUGGACUUUUGGAUUCAAAAUUUUCUUUAAAAACAUUUUCAAAAUAAAAGUCAAGGGAAAAGAAGCUGGAAACCGAAUGACAUUUUUUCGACUUUUUGAUUUGCCCAAAAUUCCCCAACAUUUUGGUUUGGGGUCGGCCCAAAAUGAUUUUUUCCCCCAGGACUCCUAGCGAGCCAAAAAAUCCAUUAUUCGUGCAGCAGUAAGUGAUAAAAAUACUUAUCUACUGUCACAGAGCCUUAAAUUGCACCUAGGAGUCUGGUGGCACCACAGACUAACACGGCUACCCCCUGAUACUUAAAUUGCACCUAGCAUGAAGGAAGAAUAAUACUGGGGUCCUGCAAACGAGACCGUCCUUUCUCCUUUGGUGGAGGACGGAAAGGAUCAGCAGGACGGAGGAGUUGUUUAUUAUCAUUCUUUAUUUUAUUACUGACGUUUUCUGUUGAAACUGAACGAUUCAAGAGGUUGAAGUAGCGUUUGUGAGGCCAGGUCUGGCCUGGACUCUCACAAAACUGAGCGGACAUUUUCCCCGCAGACCAUUUCAGUUUUGACAAAACCCCAAAUUUUUCCUUUUGGAAAAAAUGUUCAUGCAGUUAAUUCCUGCCAGCUCUGACUCUGUGCAGAGACGUUAGUUCCAAAGCGCCAUCCUGGGAUGGGGAAUCCUGGGCUCAGAGAGCCGCCCCAGCCGCCCAGGACCCCAAAUUUGCAGUUUCUCAUUUUCAGCCCUCAUGGGAGAGUUUGCACAUUAUUGCGGGGGAAGGGGGGUGUCAGGGGGGUACCACCCUGAUGCUCAUCCUAAUGUGAACCCAACCUCUUACCUGACUGCCCUGGCCAGGGCCUGCUCCUUCCUGUCCUCACAACUGAAGCAGUUAAAUGGCCCAUCACACCCUCUCUGCUCCACAGUUUAUCAGAUUUUCUCCUCUCCCCCAGUUUAGCCUGGGCACCGUCUCGGAAGCUUUCUCUGGUCUCUGCCACAGAGAAAUCCCUGCGGAUGCUAAUGCCACCUCCCCAACCUUGUCACGUCCUAGCACAGAGAGCACUUAGCUGUGGCAGGAGAAAUGGGGAUGGGGGGGGGGGGUUACAGUCCUCAGAAAUAACAGGCCUCGGCUAGUGAAAUUCAUGCUCUGUCAGAGCCUCUCCUGCUCCUCUGAGUCACGGGGAGCUGGAGCGGUUUGCCUGGGAAUGGAUCCAGAGAUUAUGGAACUGGCACUCUGCCAGGAGAGGGGCCCACGUUACAUACGGGGAAACUGAGGCAAGGUGGGGUAGGGGAGAUGACUUGCCCAAAGUCACCGGGGAAGUCAGUGGCAGAGCUCGAAAUAGAACCCAGGAGUCCUGAUCCGCCCCCCCUUUUCUGACCACCCUCCCUCUAAACGCCGGGGACGGAACCCAGGAGUCCUCUUUCACUUGAGCUCUAACCAGUAUCAUGACCGGGGGGGGGGGAGACUUUCUGGUUUGAUAUCCAUGGGCGUGAGGGACCCUUUUCAGGGAAGCUGUCUGAGUCUGUGGUCCCAGCUUUGCCUGUGGGUUGUAACAUUUCACAUCUUGUGUCUAUGUUUUUCCCCCAAUCCCAAGCCCUAUUUUUAAAACUGGCAUGUUGGAAAGUUUGACUUUUAUAUUUAGCCAAAGUUCCAUCCCGUGCUUACUCCCCGAGCUCUGUCGCUGCCUUUGGUGCCCAGAGGCUGCUGACAAUAUUAUUUCAGCCCAAAUAUUUGUCCACUAAAUCAUGUGCACAAUUAUGGCGAUGACCCUGGACGAGAGCGAUCUAUUUUUAAUGCCUGCUCUUGGUGUGUACCAUGCAGGGAAUAAUGCGGAAUGCCGCCAAACCGUUAAGAAAAACCAACCCCUCCAAGCAAUGCUCACCACACCCACAGCUGGCGUCAGACCAUCUCAAAUCUAGGCUUUGUAAGAGACCCCAGCUCUUGAUCCUUUUAGAAAAUGGUUUUCUAAUUAGUAAUAAUUCCGUUUGUGUAUUUCAUUGCUGGUUCAUUUCUAUAGCGACUCAGGCUCUGUGCUUUGGGGAUGGGGCUGUCUUUCAGUUUUGUUUGUACAGCACCGAGCGCGAUUGGAUUCUGGGCUGUGACAAAUAAAUAACAGCAAUAUUAACCAAACUAGGUAGGGAGUGAAAUGCGAACUGCCCCUUUAAGAAGAAGGAGGGGGCACUUGGCGCGGGGCCUUUCCAGGGGCCAGUGUGCAGGGUGUACUGCUGUGGGGAGUGGUUGGCACGGAGCUGGGGGACGAGGACUCAGCUUCGCCACUGAAGUCCGCGGAGCUUUGCUGCUUUGCACCAGCUUGGGGGCUGGACGACUCAGGGGUCGGCAAUGCGCUACGGAGCCUUUCGCUGCGACGUGGCGGGUUCAAAUCCAGGCCGGGCUGGUAGGGGGCAAAAGCCAGCUCCAGCUGAAACCUCUUUGGGCAGCCCCUGGGUGCAGUGAGUUUGGCGGGACUCAGCCCACGAGUCAGGGAGGGCUGCUGACGUUCUGGAAAGCUGCGGGCAGGGUUGAAGAGGUCAGGCUGGGCUCACUUCUGCCCCCUGCAGCGGUCCCUCUAUCCUAGGGACGAGGGAGGAUCACGCCAGGGGCCGGUUUGCAGGGGGAGCUUGUGAUCCAUGCCACGCACUCCUGUGGCUGAACAGAAGCCGGGAUGUCCAUCUGGCACCUCGUCCCAGCUCCAGGGGGCUAGUGCAGCCGCCACCUCUUCAUCCACUGGGGGUGACCCAGCGGACGGAGCGAGAGCUGGCGAAGGGCUACGAGCAUCGGCCAGGCAGGUAAAUGCGGACGCCCAGGUUCUGAAUCAUGCUGGAUCCAAGACAGCGUUCAGCGAGCCCAACCCCUUCACCGAGAUAGCCAUGAACAGCUGCAAGUACAAUGGAGGCGUGGUCCGACCCCUGAGCAGCCUGAGCGCCUCCCAGCGCAACCUCCAUGAACUGGGAGCCGAGACCCAGCCCCUGCAGACCCUCCACAGCUCGGGCCUGGAGGUGGUGGUCUCCAAAACCGAGCAGGCCAAGGAUACAAGCUUGCAGGCGGAAGAGGCGGCGGCGGCGGCGCGCUCCCGGAGCCAGAAGAAGAACCAGAACGUUGGGUACCGGCUGGGCCACCGGCGGGCGCUCUUCGAGAAGCGCAAACGCCUGAGCGACUACGCCUUGAUCUUCGGGAUGUUCGGCAUCGUCGUCAUGGUGACGGAGACGGAGCUCUCCUGGGGAGUCUACACCAAGGAGUCUUCAUAUUCAUUUGCACUGAAAUGCCUUAUCAGCCUUUCAACCAUGAUACUUCUGGGCCUCAUCAUCAUGUACCAUGCCAGAGAAAUCCAGCUCUUCAUGGUGGACAACGGGGCGGACGACUGGAGAAUAGCCAUGACCUACAAGCGGAUCUUUUUCAUCAGCCUGGAGCUGAUGGUGUGCGCCAUCCACCCCAUCCCGGGCCAGUACCUCUUCACCUGGACGGCCCGGCUGGCCUUCACCUACACCACCUCGGUGGCCGACGCCGACGUGGACAUCAUCCUCUCCAUCCCCAUGUUCCUGCGGCUCUACCUGAUCGGGCGCGUCAUGCUGCUACAUAGCAAACUGUUCACCGACGCCUCCUCCCGCAGCAUCGGCGCCCUCAACAAGAUCAACUUCAACACCCGCUUCAUCAUGAAAACCCUCAUGACCAUCUGCCCCGGUACCGUGCUGCUGGUCUUCAGCAUCUCCUCCUGGAUCAUUGCCGCCUGGACGGUGCGCGUGUGCGAGAGAUUUCUGUUGUCCCCGGUUCAGACCCAUCCGCAAAAUGUCAUGGCUAAACCGCUAAGAGGUUGUAUCAGGUAUCACGACAAACAGGAAGUGACCAGCAAUUUCCUGGGAGCGAUGUGGUUAAUUUCAAUCACGUUUCUCUCCAUCGGCUAUGGCGACAUGGUGCCGCACACCUAUUGCGGGAAGGGGGUGUGCCUGCUCACUGGAAUCAUGGGCGCUGGGUGUACGGCCCUGGUUGUCGCUGUGGUGGCCCGGAAGCUGGAACUCACCAAAGCUGAAAAACACGUGCACAAUUUUAUGAUGGACACACAGUUAACGAAGCGGGUGAAAAAUGCUGCUGCCAACGUACUCAGGGAAACUUGGCUCAUCUACAAACACACCAAGCUGGUGAAGAAGAUCGAUCAUGCCAAAGUUCGGAAACACCAGCGUAAGUUCCUCCAAGCCAUCCAUCAAGCUCAGAAAUUGAGGAGUGUGAAAAUGGAGCAACGGAAACUGAAUGACCAGGCAAACACCCUGGUGGAUUUGGCAAAGACCCAGAACGUCAUGUACGACAUGAUCUCCGAGCUCCAAGAGCGCAACGAGGACCUGGAGAAACGCAUCAACACCCUGGAGAGCAAGAUCGACUCGCUGGGCCUCAGCCUACACGCCCUGCCCGGACUCAUCAGCCAAGCCAUAAGCCAGCAGCAGCGAGAGCUGGCCAAGCGCUGCGCCCCCAGGUUCUGCCCCAUCUCCAACAGCUCCGAGAGGUCCUCGUGGACGCCCACGCGCCGGCGGAAGUCUCCUUCCACCGCUCCCCACACCUCGUCGGAGAGCGGGUGACACCAGGGGGCGGGCCCGGCGCUCGGGCCCGUUUAUGUCUGGCCAUUGUGUGGCUGAUUCUGUUUGCUUUGUUCUGUAAAGCCCUGUACAGUUAAACUCCUGGAGUUCCUCGUGCUGGAGUGAAGCUAGAGCUGCCGCAUGGGCCCAUGGGGAGUCAGGGGAGGAGGGGCAGGGCGGAUAGAGGUGGGGGGCAGGUGCCCCAGGGCUCAUGGCGAGGGAACCCGGCCGCCCUCGGAACGGGCACCGGUUGGGUGGAGCCAGGGCACUGCUCUAGGUCGUCAUGACAAUGGGCCAUACAGAAGCAGAGUGGUUUAGUGGUUAGGGCACAGGGCUGGGAGGCAGGACCCCUGGGUUCUUUAGGAGGCUUUGGGAAGUGGGGGAGGGGGUCGAGUGGUGACAGGAAGGGGAUCUGGGUUCUGUUGGGAGCCGGGAAUCUUGGGGGCUAGUUCUGGCUCUGGGAAAGCAGUGGAGAUCUAGUGGUUAGAGCUGGAGGGGCAAGGAGCCAGGACUCCCAGCUUCUCUCCCCAGGUCUAGGAAGGGGGGUGCUGUCUCACGGUUAGAGCAGGGCAGGGACUAGGAAUCAGGACUUCGGGGUUCUGUGGCUGGCUCUUCCGCUAGGUGACCUCAGCUUAGUCACUUCACCACUCCGUGCCUCAGUUUCCCCAUCUGUAAAAUGGGGGAUAACGAUACUGACCGUUGUAAAGCGCUGUGAGAUUCCUGGCUGCACUAUUAAGCCAAUACAGACUGUGAACAGGGCAGGCGCAGCUGAUCCCGCCUGGCCCGAAGAGCUUGGCUGACGAUGGCUCCUGACCACAGCGCCACACGGCAGCCGGGACCCAGGAUGGCUCUGGAUCCGGCUGCUGAUUGCGGAAGGAACUCUGUGUAGCAAACGCCGGGGGAGGGGGGCAGAGCAAUGCCCCGGCAUUCCAGGGAGAGGGGAAGUGAGCAGGGUGGGGGUUUCACUCGGAGCUGCCUGCCCCACAAGCCCUUAGAGCUCCGCCCUGGGGAGGGAGGGAUGGGCACAGGGGGCUGGCUCCCCCCCUUGAAUGAUGUUAAAAGCUAAACGUUAUAUGAACUACACCUCUGGCAUCAAUCUUCCAGGUGAGCCACUGAGGUUUUCUAUCAUCACAAAUGGCAAGGGAGUGGCUGCCGGGC